This is a messenger RNA of Camelina sativa (false flax), 1577 nucleotides long. Its product is annotated as UPF0725 protein At3g25080-like. Lineage: Eukaryota; Viridiplantae; Streptophyta; Magnoliopsida; Brassicales; Brassicaceae. The record is from RefSeq and is a predicted model, not a curated record.
CCUAAGUACAAAAAUCGACGGACCAAAAGCAUCAGAAGCCGAAUUAUCCACAAACCUUAAAGAGGACCAAGGAGACGAUCAUGCUGUUGCACUAUACCCGUCGCAGUAGGGCUAAGAUUCUAGAGCAGAUGAGCAAACCUAUGCCUACUAUCAGUGUAAUCUUAUUUUAUUUUUGUUGAUGGGAACUUAUGAUGGACUAAUAAUUAUUUGAUUUUAUCUUCUAACAAUAUAUAUAUAUAUAUAUAACGAUUGAUUAGCCGUUCGAGGCCAAGGGUUCGAUAACAUACGGUUUUUGUAGACUGCGGGAAGUGAUCUGUAAUGAUCAAUCUCCUUGUUGUAGCUUAGUCAAUCUUUAUGCUAAGAUGGGACUUCAUCGUUACAAUUUGUUUCAGGGGACAAACUAUCAGUUCAUUCUCGUAAAGAAGUACCACUACAGAUUGAUUAUUGCUGCUACCUGUUACUACAUAACUUUGGUUGCAAUGGAUCCAUCUACCUCUUUGCUCCACACUUUUCAUAUUAGAAUCGGUGAACGCAAAAUUGCCGGAUUUGUUUUGUUGUGCAAUAUUGUUAGAAUCCGAGGGGAAACCAAUAAGGACGAGAUCAUUUCAUGCGACUGGCCAGGUAGCAUGCCUGAGUGGCCGACAGAGGAUCCUUUCGACAAGAGAAAGCGAUUUUACGUGUUGAACAAAUCAGAGGUCCAAGACAAUGACUGGAUUCGUCUUUACUUGGAACUUGCAGUCGCCAAAUAUAGAAGUACCAACAUGGAUCCUGAUCUGUCCGACUUGAAGAUUGUGAAUGUGGCUAUAGAUACUAGCCAAGAUCUCAGUGAGGGACUCAAUGCCAAAAAUGCAACUGUCUACAUAAGUUACAAGGACUCGUGCGAGGCUCGGGUUGGUAAGGAUGUUGAUCGCAUAGCUGUAGUUAGAAGCACCUUCUGUGAGCGUACAGGACACUUCACUCUCAUGGGUAGGCAUCAGAGUUCAGAACUUGUACCAAAAAAGGGUGCGGAUCAGAGUUCAGAAAUGAUACCAAAAAAGUGCAAGUAUCAGAGUGAGAAUGACUCGUGUGAGGCUGGGGUUGGUGAGGAUGCUGACUGCAUUACAAGGAGAUUCAAUGAGGUUGGUGAGGAUGCUGACCGCAUUACAAGUAGCUUCAAUGAGCAUACGUGACGCCUCAGUCCCAUGGGUCAGCAGAAUCUGAGUUCAGAAAAAAGUUUGAAGUAUCAGCGUGUUAUCCGGCGGCGUUUAGGCGUCGUCAAACGGUGGCGGAUUUUGAGUCUUAGGUGGCCACAAGGCAUACAAAAACCAUGGUGUUGGCUUGGCUCAUCGUCAGCACAAGACAAGAUCCGUUUGAAAAUGUAUGUAAGAUAGUAAACUAUUUACGGAGGGCGUUGUGGAUAUGCUUUUCUUGUUUAACAGCUAAGUGUAAGAGAUAGUUAAACAUGGGAGCAAGCAAUGUUUCCGGAGAAUUUCAGUCUCGCCACGGAAGGCGAGCAAUCUUCAUUAUAACCAAUUAUAAAGAACAAUGUCACCAGAGGGUCAUACACUCAUACUCAUCAAAUCCAUUUAUAUCUACAA